AUGGAAUUAAAUAAAGAUGCACCAAGAGACUUGUUAGAUCCAGACUAUAUACAAUAUGGUUUUGGGUUGUUGCACUUUGCAAAAAAUUGUAUAUCAUCGUUACGGCAUUAUAGAUUGACAGACAUGUCAGGGACAUUCUAUAUUGGGCUCAUGACUGCAGUUUGGGCAUCUAACAGCAACGAAGCCACAAUGAUGAAGAAAGCAGCCCCAGCUACUGUGUUUUCUUUUAGAGAUGCACAUAGUGACGAAACUGGCUAUAAGUCUGUAUGCAAGGAAAUGGAAGGAGUAAUGAAACAAACAAAAGCUGUCGUAGCAACAUUGGUUCCUGAGCAGUACAAGCCAACAGCACGGGAAGCUAAAACACAUGAAAUUAUUGGUAGACCGCUAUACAUCACCUGUAAUGGCAAUGGAGAUUUUUUGUGGACUGGUAAGUUCAGAGAAUAUUACUUUUAA
Paramuricea clavata is the source of this 453-nucleotide messenger RNA. Lineage: Eukaryota; Metazoa; Cnidaria; Anthozoa; Malacalcyonacea; Plexauridae. The record is from the annotation of a GenBank genome assembly.